Messenger RNA from Oncorhynchus masou masou (cherry salmon), 2231 nucleotides. RefSeq names its product steroid hormone receptor ERR2-like. Gene Ontology annotation, molecular function: nuclear steroid receptor activity; steroid binding; estrogen response element binding. Lineage: Eukaryota; Metazoa; Chordata; Actinopteri; Salmoniformes; Salmonidae. The record is from RefSeq and is a predicted model, not a curated record. The transcript has 7 exons. Gene Ontology annotation, cellular component: nucleus; chromatin. Gene Ontology annotation, biological process: regulation of transcription by RNA polymerase II; nuclear receptor-mediated steroid hormone signaling pathway. Bases 452 to 1831 code for a protein of 459 amino acids.
UCUGUCUCUCUCUCUCUGUUUCCUCUCUCUCUGUCUCUCUCUCUCUGUUUCCUCUCUCUCUCUGUCUCUCUCUCUCUGUUUCCUCUCUCUGUCUCUCUCUCUCUCUGUUUCCUCUCUCUCUCUGUCUCUCUCUCUCUCCUUUCUUCCUCUUUCUCUCUUUCUCUCUCCUUUCUUUCUUUCUUUCUUUCUUUGUCUCUCUCUCUCUUUCUCUCUCUCUCUGUUUCCUCUCUCUGUCUUCCCCCUCUGACACUCAAACACAUACACACCCAACCUGCAGUACUGUACCUGUGAGUAGCGCAGUGUGUUUGGCCGAGCCAGAGGUGUUUUUCUUGUGAGGAGCAGGACAAGACAGGACAGAGGUGUUGAAGAGACCGCUGAUAGACUGACGGACUGCUCACAGGAAGUGAUGAGGAUGAACUGACUCUUUCUGGAAUGCUAAAGCUGGACUGUGAUGGAUGUUUCUGAGCGGUGUGUCCCCCUCUGUUAUCAGGACCAGUUGCUGAGCAGGAUGCCCUCUGAUCUCCAGGAGUGUCACCUGACCUCCAGCUGCGGCUCCUAUAUCAAGACCGAGCCCUCUUCCCCUUCCUCCUCAUUGGUUGACACCGUCAGCCACCACAGCCCCUCGGCCAAUAGCGACGCCAGCAGCGGCUACGUCAACGUAAACAACCUCAACGGACGCUCGCACGUCCUCGACUCCCAGCCCAUGUUCAACCCGGGCAUGCUGGGAGGGGGCGGAGCCUGUCUCCGGCGCUAUGACGACUGCGGAGUGGGCAUGGCGGAUGAUUCACCGAUCAAGUGCGAGUAUAUGUUGAAUGCGAUUCCGAAGAGGCUGUGUCUGGUGUGUGGGGACAUCGCAUCAGGUUACCACUAUGGGGUCGCCUCCUGUGAGGCCUGCAAAGCCUUCUUCAAAAGGACCAUACAAGGGAACAUAGAGUACAGCUGUCCGGCAACAAACGAGUGUGAGAUCACCAAGAGGAGACGCAAAUCCUGCCAGGCUUGUCGUUUCAUGAAGUGUCUCAAAGUAGGCAUGCUCAAAGAGGGUGUGCGUCUGGAUCGCGUGAGGGGCGGAAGACAGAAGUAUAAGAGGAGGAUGGGGGACACGGAGAACGGGGCCUAUCUCGGCCUGACACUCCCCCCUCCGGCCAAAAAGCCAUUGACAAAGAUCGUGUCUCACCUGCUGGUGGUUGAACCAGAGAAGAUCUAUGCCAUGCCAGACCCGACCAUGCCAGACGGAGACAUCAAGGCCCUGACCACUCUGUGUGACCUGGCUGACAGAGAACUGGUGGUCAUCAUCGGCUGGGCCAAACAUAUCCCAGGAUUCUCCAGCCUGUCUCUGGCAGACCAGAUGAGUCUACUGCAGAGCGCCUGGAUGGAGAUCCUGGUCCUGAGCAUUGUGUUCCGCUCGUUGGCCUGUGAGGAGGAGCUGGUGUAUGCUGAGGACUAUGUGGUGGAUGAGGAGCACGCUCGUCUAUCUGGCCUGCUGGACCUGCACGUUGCCAUUCUGCCUCUGGUCCGACGCUAUAAGAAGCUGAGCAUGGAGAAGGAGGAGUUUGUCACGCUCAAGGCCAUCGCCCUCGCUAACUCAGACUCCAUGCAUAUAGAGGAUGUAGAGGCUGUUCAGAGGCUCCAGGACUCUCUCCAUGAGGCAUUGCAGGACUUAGAAGGUGCCCACAUCACGGAGGACCCUCGGCGGACAGGAAAGCUGCUGAUGACCCUUCCCUUGCUCCGUCAGACCGCGGCCAAGGCUGUGCAGCACUUCUACAGCAUCAAGGUGCAGGGAAAAGUGCCCAUGCACAAACUCUUCCUGGAGAUGCUGGAGGCCAAGGCGUGAUGAUUGGACCGGGGGAUUGACGGACAGCUGCAUCACUCAAUGAGGAGGAUGGACAGCCUGUGAAUAGGUGGGGUAACACCAUGGAGACCUAUGACAGCGAUGGGAUGUCCCACGUCUAGAACUAAAGAAAAGAAGAAUAGAGCAGGAAAAUAGACCAACAGAUUUUAGGGGUGAAUAUAAAACGCUUUGAUGUAGGAUAUAGUCAUGUAUGUGAAGAUGCUGUGUACAGAACUGUGGGUCUUGUUAUAAUCAGAGACCCUUCGCUCUAGAUCACCGGUAGCUACUGGGAGUUAUCUUUCUCUUUUGUUUUAGAAUCUCAGUUGUAAAGAGGUUGUUGUUGUUUUUUACCUUGAAGCUGAAGUAUGACUAUUAGUAAUAUGUUGUGAUGAAUCUGAAUGGU